AUGUCUGCUACCACUAGUGAUGGCGGAAUCGAUUUCGCUCUUUAUCGGUACACGCCGUCUUUACCAGCAGCAGUUGUAUUUGCUGUGAUUUUUCUCCUUCUUUCUAUUUUCCAUCUGAUUCGACUGUUCAAAAAUCGCACCUACCUCUUCAUCCCGUUUAUCGUGGGGCUAUUAUUCGAAUGCGCCGGUUAUAUUGCUCGCAUAUUUUCGCAUUUUGAUACUCUGGCACUUGGGCCAUACAUCGUUCAGACAAUGCUCAUCUUGGUCGCCCCUCCGCUGUUCGCCGCCUCUAUAUACAUGACUCUCGGCCGGAUUAUCGUCCGGCUCGGCGCCGAAGACAAAUCCAUCGUCCCGAUUCGCUUUCUCACGAAAAUAUUUGUCGUUGGAGAUGUGAUAUCAUUCUUUAUGCAGUGUGGAGGGGGCGGUUAUAUGGCCGCUGGAACAAUCUCCGCUAUGAAAAUCGGUGCUGAUGUUGUGGUCGGAGGCCUGGUGGUCCAACUUCUAUUCUUCGGAUUCUUCGUGAUUGUCUCCGCCGUUUUUCAUUGGCGUGUCAAGAAGCAGAAACGCACGUACAUGCAAGUCUCAAGCAGUCAGUCGCAAGGCCCCGAAACUCGUAUGACAUGGGAAGCUGUGAUGUGGGCGCUCUACGGCGCAUGUCUUCUCAUUCUGGUGCGAUCUGUUUUUCGAGUUGUCGAAUUCAUCGAGGGGAACGAUGGAUUCAUCAUGCGAAGGGAGUAUCUCUUGUACAUUUUUGAUGCGUGCCUAAUGUCGCUGACGGGGAUAUUGUUCCUCAUCGUUUACCCUGGCUCUUUCCUCCCCAAGGGUGGUAAGAGGGAUAGCGAGCUUCAACUCAUGUCUUCAUAG
Messenger RNA from Penicillium verhagenii, 864 nucleotides. Its product is annotated as RTA1 domain-containing protein. Gene Ontology annotation, cellular component: membrane. Lineage: Eukaryota; Fungi; Ascomycota; Eurotiomycetes; Eurotiales; Aspergillaceae. The transcript is spliced from 3 exons. The record is from RefSeq and is a predicted model, not a curated record. The coding region runs from base 1 to 864 and encodes 287 amino acids.